CCUCCCAAACGAAAACCUAAGCCCCCUUCCUAUAUCAAAAAAAAAAGAAAAAGAAAAAAAAACCGAAGCCCCUCUCACUCUCCCACUCCCACCCGCCUCCGAAUCCCCCGGGAGAGAGAGAGGCUCGCAUUUUAUCGCGCCGGAUCAAUCCCCCGCUCCCUCCUCCGCCCAAUUCCAAUCGCGUUUUGGUGAUUUCUUUUUUUUAUUUUUUUUCUGAGGUGCGGUGUUGGGGUUGAAGGUUUGAGUUGUGAUGGCUGGGGAUGCGGGCGAUGGAGGAGGGGAUGGGGAGACCCAGGCAUUGGAGGGAGGGACGACGCCUCCGUUGGGGUCUCCGGUUAGUGAUGAUGGCGAUGCGACGCCGAGCGAGGAUGGCGUGCUGUACGGAGAGACGCAGGCGCUGGAUGAUGCGGAGACGCAGAUGGUUGAUGAUGGAUUGGGGGAAGAGGAGGAUGGUGUGGCUGUUGAUUGGGGAGAGACGCAGUUGGUGGAGGGUAGUGAGGAGGAGGAGGAGGAGGAGGAGUGUGGCGGUGGCAUCGACGAUCAGGAGGACACUCAGUUGGUUGAGGAUAGUGAGGAGAAUGAGGGUGAUGGGGAGGAUGCCGGUGGCGCCUGUGAGGGGGAGGAUGCCGGUGCGGCGGCGGAAUGUGACAACAAUGCCGGUGAUUUGGUUAGGACCCAGUUAGUUGAAGAACACAAGGAGGGAGAGGAUUGCGGGAAUGAUGGUGCUGGUGAUGGGUUGGAGACCCAAUUCGUUGAGGAAUGUCCGGAAGAGGAGGAGAAGGUGAAUAAUAGCAGUGAUGAUGAGGAUGCUGGUGAGUGGGGGAAGACCCAGUUGGUCGAAGACUCAGAUGAAGAGAGAGAUGAUGAUGGAGACGAUGAGUUGAGCGUGGACACUCAAGUUCUAAGUGACGAUGAGGGCCUAUCAAAUGAUGAGAGAGAGGUGAUAUUUGACAUGGGGGGCAGCAAUACCAGGGUAAAGGGUGCAUUGGAGGAUUAUACCAAGAAUUUGGUAGAUUCAGAUGCUUCAACAGAUGAAGAGGGCGACACAGUAUGUGAGGCAUCUGAACAGAAGUGUGAAGCGUUAACUGUGAACAGUUUGCAGCAAGGAAAAGAACAGGAUUCAAUACAUGGAGCACAUCUUCUGAGGAAAGUUGUGGACAAUUCUACCUCGUUUAGCACAUCCUUAGGUGACCACCCAGAUUGCGGGAUUGAUAGUGACUCCCAUGGUUAUGUACAGAACCAUGAUAAAGAUGGAACUAAAAGCAGAAGCAGGUGCUCAACAGCAAAAAAGCUUUUUGCUGAUACAAUAGUUAAAGAGAGUGAAAACAAUGGCAGAUGCUUUGCUGGAUUGAGCUAUAUUGAAUCACAAGAGCCUGGUGAUCUGUCUCAGGCGAAUGCUUUGGAACUUGUGGACAGGUUGAUAUCAAUCAGUGGCAUGUCAUCUCAAGAACCAACUCCCCAGAAAUUGGAUUCAGCAAAGCCACAUGUGUCGAAUAAGAGAGGGACUUUAAUGUUGGCUGAGAAGGUUGACUGUAAUAGAAGUUCUAAUGGAAUGGCAGAAAUCUUUGCAUGGGUAGAUAGCCGCGAGGAUGAUGGCGGAGGUGAGUUUUUCAGUAAAAAUAAGGACAUUUUGCUGCAUAAAUCAGCUGAUAGAGGGAAAUCAAAAAGUCAUUUUCCCAGAGCAAAGAAGCGCCCCACAAAAAUUGAACCUGGCGAAAUCGGGGACUGCAAAAAGUGUAAAAAUACCAAACUAUCUGGGAAGUUUGAAGCUUUACCUUUGUCAGACUUGAUGCUCAGCAGCGAUGUUAAGGGUAAGCGGGCUUCUGCAAAUAGGACUAAGAAAAACCUUUUGAAAGACUUGGACUUAGAUGAUCUAUCAAAUGGCAAGUAUUUGGAAGUACAGCAGGAAAAAGAAAGUGUAGCUUUGCAUGAUGUUGGUCCAGAUACUCAAAUUGCUCUGGAAGCUAUGGAGGCUCUGGCACAAUGUUCACCUGCUAAAAAUUUAUCAGCUAAAGAUAAACCUCAGUUGAGAAAUGGAAAGUCUAAAAAGGCAAAAGGUCAUUCAAAGAACAGCCCUCAGAAGAGAACUGGCAGCAUCCAGGAAGGCGUCACGACACGUUCGAAAAGAAGAAAACUAACUGAGCUGACCCCUGAACCUGAGAAACAAAUGUACAAAGGGUCAAUACUGCAAGGAAAUCCAGGAGAUCUUAAAGCAAAGACAAGAGAUAAGGAGGCAAAGUCAGUACCAGCUAAGAGUAAUGUUUUGAAGAUAUCUCGUGAUGGAGAUAAGUGUCAUGGUGCACCUGUUGCUCGCCGGACAAGGCACUUUUGUAGAAACAACCCUGGCGAACAUACCGAGCUAUGUUCUAAUAAGCACUCAAAGAGAGUCAUGAAUUUGAGAGGUGGCGUCUCCAAAGUUGGAAAAGUUCAAAAUGAUCAUAUUGCAAAUGAACCCGGGCAGCCAAUGAUCAGUGAAAGAACUGCAAAAUCCACUUCUAUCUAUGUUGAAAAAGAAAGCACGGAGCAUACCUGUGCAACUGAUGCUCAGAAUCUGCAGCUGCGUAGGGAUGCAAGCUCACAGCACGCUAGUGAGAAUACUGCACAGGGUUAUGAGCCAUGUAGAAGCAAACCAACAAUUGAAGACGCAUGCAGAGAGAACUCUUCUCACUUUCCCAAACAGAGAAGAACACAAACAACAAUUGUACAGCCAAAAGAUCCUGCAGCUACCCAAAGUGGCACCAAUCAUGAAACACCUCAAGAUGAGCCAAGACCAUCUAAGAAAAGGCGGGUCUUCAUUAGGAGUGUCUCUGACUAUGUUAAGUAUGCAAAGAGAGAACCUUCCAAUGGAAGAUCAACCUCUCUGCUGUCUACUAUUAUCAAAAAGUCGUCGGCUGCUUCUCACAUACUUAAUUCUUCUCUAAGUGCUGAUAGCAAAACUUCUGGUUUUAGUAGCUCUGGAAAUAAACAUAAGGGAUCCCAUGUAGAGGAUGCAAGCAAAUCACCAAGAAGCAACUCUGACAUUCACAGCAGUGUGCUGAAAACGCCUUCAAAAUCAGCCAAUGAAUUGUCACCUAUUUUCAGUCCUCUAAAUCCAUCAAAAUCUUCAAGUAGAAGCUUGUCAAAACCCUCUGUUGGCAGAGAACUGCUGACGUUGGAUCCUGAUAGCAAUCCAUCAAAUUGUCAGCAUAAAGAUUCUAGAAGAAAGAAAAAAAAUACCAAUUUUAGUAUUUUAUUCAGCCACCAUUUGCAUGGAGAUGUGAUAAAGCGUCAAAAGAAGAUCUUGGCGCGCUUGGGAGUGUCCGAAGCACUUUCCAUUCUGGAUGCAACACACUUUGUGGCAGAUAGUUUUUUCCGCACAAAGAAAAUGCUGGAAGCAAUAGCUCUUGGCAAACUAGUAGUUACGUCGAUGUGGCUUGAAAAUUGUGGUCAAGCAGGCUGUUUCAUUGAUGAAAAGAAGUAUAUUCUGAGGGAUGCCAAAAAGGAAAGGGAGAUAGGUUUCAGCAUGCCUACAUCACUUGCCGCAGCUUGCAAGCAUCCUCUGCUGCUGGGAAAACGAGUGUAUGUAACAUUGAACGUGAAGCCAAGUCGAGAGGUGGUGAUUGGCUUGGUGUUAGCAUCUUCUGGGCAGCCAUUAGAAAGGAUCGGAAGGUCCAUAACGAAGGAAGUACCAGAUGACCUACUGGUUAUCUCAUGUGAGGAUGACUACGAAACUUGUUCUCCGCUUUUAAAGAGAGGUGCCAGUGUUUUUGAAUCAGAGCUUCUACUAAACGGCAUAGUUAUUCAGAAGCUGGAGUAUGAGAGGCAUCGUCUUUUCUCGGAUUGUGUCAAACAAACCCGCUCGACCAGGUGGUUGAAAGACACAUCCCAUGGCAGGUUUGUACCUGUCUCCAAGUGUACGUAGCUAAGGGUGGUGCAGCAUAAUACAGAUACCGUAGAUAGUGUUACCUGGACACGGACAAGAAUUGGACACUCGAAAUCCUUCUUGGAAUACAACUUGGACUAAAGGUGCCCCAGUUUGGCAAAAAAAGAAAAGACACGGGUGUCAGUUCUUUCUGUCCCCAGCUUCUCCAACCCAUUGUAAAUUUGCAGCCACGGAUGAUAUCUGCCUUGCGCCUAUCGCUUACUGCUGACCAUGUGGUCAUUUUCAUUUUGGUUUUGAGUCUUCUUUUUUCUUUCCUUUGGUUCAACUCAAGCGCACAUGUAAAUUUGGAACUUGUGUGUGUUUAAUAAUAUGUGCUAAGUUCCCCUUGUAAUCCUCUGUUUUACACCAAUGAUUCGCCGCUUGUAUCUCUGGUUGAACUGUUCUUGAAAAAUAGGAGCAAGUUGUCUGUGAGCUUAAUGUAGUAGUAGCAAAUGUCUAUGCAACUAACCUGCUUGUCGUAAGCUUAAUGUUUGCUGGUAAAAGGAAAAAGAGAAUUUAUCGUCUUGUUUUAAUCAUGAUGUUAUCCUUGCCAGUGAGGUGUGAGAAUGCUUAAGAAUUCACUACAGAUUAUAGAAUGCAAUGCUAUAGAAGUCUGAAGGAAACAAAAGAAAUGUGAGAGAUAUAUUUAUGGCGGAAUUGUUCUCCCAAUAAUUUGAGCCAAGAUACGCCGACCAAAUCACCCAAAUUUCUUAUAUGCCACCGGAAACUUAUUAAAAAUCUCAUUGACAUGUAGGCCCACACACCCAUGGCAAAAAAAAAUUUGGGAAAAUUGGAUAAGUUUUAGGAAAAAGAAAAGAAAAGGAAAAAAAAAUUGAAAACUCUGGGCGCAAGCCGCGGGGACUCCGCGGCUAGGGUUAGGGAGGAGGGGGAGGUCCUCCGCCACCCGCCGCCGCCGCCGCCGCCGGCCGCCGCUGCCGGCCGCCGCCACCGCCCCUCCGCAACUCAUCGGACGGCUGAACGCUCGAUCAUCUCCGCCGAUCUCCGCCGAUCUCCGCCGCCUUCUCCCGUGCACAGAGGGUAGGGUCGGGGGGAAGAAGGGGGAGGUCCUCCGCCACCCGGUCGCCGCCGCCGCCACCGCCCUCCGCAACUCAUCGGACGGGUGAACGCUCGAUCAUCGCCGCCGAUCUCCGCCGCCUUCUCGCGUGCACAGAGGGUUCUGCGGCUAGGGUCGGGGGGAAGAAGGGGGAGGUCCUCCGCCGCCCACCUCUCCAACGCCUGAAGGGGGAGUGUGCUCCGCCACCGCAGCCCCCGGAAAUCCGCAGCUCCGGCCACGCCACCGCAUCGCCCCCCCGCCUCCGCCCCUAAUCCCACGGCCAGCAUCCUCACUGCUCGUCCUCCACCACGGCCAUCGCGCGUGGCGUCUGCAGUUCGGCUGUCUUGUUUUCUCUGUCGCCGCCCCAGGCCCCCAGUUUGCUUGUUGCUGUCGAGACAUCACCAGUUCGACUGUUGCUUCGCCUGAAGGCUCCAUGGCUGACCAUCCUCCCACAGUGUUCUUAAAUGAGCUGGAGAAAUGGGUGUCCGUCAAAAGUAGAGAAUCAAUCUUGUCUGUCAGGUUUAAACCCCAUGCUGCAGAAGUCAAGCGUACUCUGGAUGCCCUGGAGGUUGUACCUGCUCUGAAGAGAAUUGAACGGAGCAAGGUGGUAGGGUAUGCGACUUGCUCUGUCGUAGCUGAGAAUGGGAAUUCACUUUACCUCUUAACAUGUGCGCACACGAUUGAUCAUGUUUACACAGCAACCAAAGAGAUCUCCGUUCAGGACAUCAACCGCUUGUUCGAUACUGAAGUGGUCUGCGAUCACCAACAAAACAACGGUUUGGGCGGAGAAAGAAAAUUUACUGAAGCCAUUGUCACCCGUGUGGAUUGCAAGAAGGAUAUCUUGUUGGUUCUCGUGGACAAAUCAAAACUCCUAAAUCUGAAAGGGAAGCAAUGCAGAUUCCAACAUCCUCCAUUGGUUGCAAGCCAGAACUUGCCGUGCUCGCUAGAGUAAGUGGUGAUGAUCUCGUGGCCGCCUUGUAUGAACAGGGCAACAUCUGUAGGGCGCAUAUCACAUCCUUCCAGACACUAUGACGAUGUCAGUAACACCAAUGAGUAUGGCUAUAAUAUGAAUUUAAUUGAGGUGGAUAUGAUGGUAGCAGAGGGUAGCUCAGGAGCACCGUUGCUUAAUUGCAGAGCCAAUUUUGUUGGUCUACUUCAAGGAGGUGGUAAGGAAUGUUUUUCAUGCUUUGUUUCACUUUCUGAUAUAUGUAAGAAGCUAACUGAGUGGGGAAUUUUUCCUCGAGAGAAGGUGAUUCAACAAAAGAAAUCACAGAAGUGACAACUGAUUCAUCAUUGAAGCACUUGGAUAGUAGAGCAAACGUCCAAUUGAAUUUUGUUUCAGAUGUUUUUACUCGUUGACACUGUAGCACAGAUUCUGUUUAAAGUUUUGCAUGGUUUGGUGACCCUCCACCAUGUUGUGAUAUUGAUUGUUCUGCAGUUUUGCUAUUUGUCUA
Molecule: messenger RNA, 6409 nt
Organism: Oryza sativa Japonica Group (Japanese rice)
Lineage: Eukaryota; Viridiplantae; Streptophyta; Magnoliopsida; Poales; Poaceae
Source: RefSeq, a predicted model, not a curated record